UGGGAAAGUCUGUUUUGCGACCAAAAGUUUUGAUAACAAAUGAAAAUUACCUCCCGAUUUGUAUUCCAUCGGUAUCAAUGAAACAUCUGUAGUUGAGCACGGGAGAGUGCGGAGUGCGACGCAAAUAGCGCCAGGGCUGCUGGCUGAAGUACGUUUCAGUCGCACAAACGAUGGCGCCGUGAGCGUCUCACGCGGCGGCCAUGGUGUGCCACAGAUGGACGCUAGCUCUAAUUUUAAUCAUCGUUCCAAUAUUAGUUACAGUGAUAAGCGCAUUCCGCGUACGUUUACCUGGUGCAUCUCAUGAAGUGAAAUCUGAACGAAGACGCAUAUGUGAGGACUGUGGCGUGAGUGACCUUAACCUUGACCCAGUUGUGCAUAGUUUUAAAAAAGAGAGUGCGAAACGUUCUUACGAUGAUAUUAAAAAGGUUUUUAGUGCAAAACGACAUUUGUUUGAGGAAAAGUUGACAAAGAGGGACGAUGAACAGGAUGAUCUUGAGGAUGAUGACGAUGAUAGUUUAGCUGAUUCAGUGAAGGCUAGUUUUGAGCGUUUAGAAAAAGGAAAAGCUAGUUUUGAACGCUUAGAGAAAGCUGAAACGAAAAGUAAGUUAGAUGUUAAACCAAGAAGUAAAAAGGUGUCAUUGAUUUUGGAUUUCAAUGAUGACGACGAUGACGAUGACGACGAUAGUGAAGUAGACGACGAUGACGACUAUGAUCCUCCCAAACCACCUGAUCAUAAGAAACCAGUUGUAGUUGAUACUAAAAAAAAGUUAGAUGACAAAGAAGAAUCGACUGCAUCUGUGAAACCAUUACUUAAACCCACAGUUAUUAUUAGUAAAGAUAAGAAAGAUAAAAUCGAAGAUGUUGAUAAAAAAGAGAAAAUUACGGACCAACAAAAACAUAAAGUAGAUAUUUCGACUAUUAAAACUGUACUGAAAGAAACGUUAAAACCUAAAGCAGAUAUUGAAAAGCCUUUAAAAACUACAAUAAAAGUAGAAAUCAAAAGUGAGACAGGAAAAGAUACUAAACCAAGUAAAAAAGAAUCAGAAUUACCUAAGAUUAAAAUAAUAAGUAAACCAACGGAUGCUCCAUUGAAAGAAUCUGUGGUACCCGAAAUCAAAGAAAAAGCUGCGAAGAUUGAAACUAAGGUAAAAGAUGAUAGCAAACAAAAAACUACUAUCGUCAAAGAAGCGAUAAAGAAAAGCAAAGAAAAAGUUGUUGUAGAUGAUGUUUCACAUAUAAAACUUACGUCUGAAUCAAAAAAGACCAUAGAGUCAAGUUCUGAAGACAAAUCUGACGAUAGCAAAGAAGCUACAAAAGCCGAUAGCAAAGACGGUCGUUUACAACAUGUAUCAGAUGUUUUGCACAGGCGAAACUUGUUACAUAGUAGAUUUGAGGAUUUUUACGGCAUUUUCCCAACAUUUGCGCCAAACUUUUCGCGCGUACAUAAUCCUGAAUGCCGGCGUCACGGACAAAUACUUUUGAGACAGUUACGUGGAACAAAAUUAUGGGCCCUAAACAUGCUCGACGCAACGGCGAAGAUACCCUCGGGGUUACUUCAAGGCAACGGCAUACAGUUGGGUGACUUUGACCAGUGCCUGGGCGUCCGGGCUAGGGUGCAAUUGGACACCGGCAGCAUUGUAAGGGUGCAAGGGAGGUACUGCUUGGCCAUGAUCGAUGUGAAGGCGGAACACCCUGAACUGGAGACGCCAGUACAUCUUGCGCAGUCCAGGAACUUGUUCAAGAGUAGGAUUGAUGAUCCAGGUCACUUCGUGCCCCGCUUUUCCACGCUGAGCUGGGGGGUCUGCGUACCCUCGCCUUGCAGCUCUGGAGAUGUGGAGGUCAUCCUCAGAGAUGCUAUCAAGCACUAUCAGUACAAGACUGGUAUCAGCUUCCGGGUGAGGGUUGACGACCAAGACUGCUUCACAAGGAGGGGGGCGAACUGGUGGAAGGAAUGGCUGGAUUUGCCUACCAUUUUGACUUUGUCUCUAUACGCUACCGUCAUUUCAUUGGUGCUGAUUGCAACAGUACAAGAUUAUCUUGGUACAAAUAAUUCUGAAGAGGAAACAACGGAAGAAGGGAAAUCUGAUGAGCAAGGGAAUGAAGAGAAAGAAGGGAAUGAUGUCCAAGAAAAGAAAGGCUCAGAUGGAUUCCUAAGUUCAUUCUCCCUUUACAACACCCUCGGGAGGCUGGUAGCGCCGGCGAGCAGCGAAGAGAUAGCCUGUAUCCAUGGUGUGAGAGCCAUUGCCACGGUGGCAUUGCUAUUCGCACACAAGUUCCUGCCCAUAGCCUUGACGCCGUACACCAACCGAUUGAGGAUCAGCGAGAUAGUGACGUCUCCACUAUUAUCAUGGUGCAGAGCGGGAUGGAUGUUCACCGAUUGCUUCCUCCUCAUCAGUGGCACGCUCACGUCUUACCGGAAGUCUACGAGCGAUACGAUAGCGGCAAAACUACUGUCGAGAUAUUUCAGAUUAACACCAGCUUUACUAGCCGUGGUGUUGUUCUAUGCCUACAUUUGGGACAAUAUCUCUUCUGGGCCGAUGUGGGGUACCUUGGUGACGAAGAACGCAGAGCUCUGCCAACAGGGCUGGUGGUGGAACAUGCUGUAUGUGCAGAAUUACUUCGGUAUUGAGGAAAUGUGUGCACCCCAAACCCACCACAUGGCGAUAGACUUCCAGCUGACGAUCCUCGGCGGGAUACUGGUGUGGGCGAUUCAGUCUGAGGUGCCAUUCUCUGGCACCGUGACCCAGUUGCUGCACCUCCUCGCUGCGUACUCCAGAUACACCACCUUCAGAGACCACCGGCUCACGGCAUUGGCUUACCAGGGGGUUAGUGUCAGUCAACUGUACAGGACAGGCCGUUUGAGUUACACAUCUAUCUUACACCGAUGUUCGCCUUACUUGAUCGGACUCAGUUUGGGACUUGCGCUGAGGAAGAAGUCGGGGAUAUCAAAGAUUGUAUCUUUCUUCGGGUGGUUCUUCUGCGCUGCUGUAUGGGCCUUGGUUCUGUGGGCUGCAUCGGAUUCAGGGUACUUCGACUAUCGCUAUGACGUCACGUUUGCAGCUAUAUACGGCACACUCACCCCGUUAGCGACUGCCUUAGGAUUUGCGUGGAUUAUAUAUGCCGUCCAUAAGAAUUCAGAUGGGUUCCUGUCUCGCUGGCUAUGCAGUCGUCCACUGCUCUUCAUUAGUCGCAUAUCCUACGCGGUUUACCUCAUACAAUUUGUCGUAUACUUCACAAAUACCGCCACAAUUCGAUCGCCCAAAGAGUUCUCACUUAUGACACUGUUCGACCUUCAAGAAGUUUCCAUCAUUGCACUAUAUUCAGUUCUUCUAACAAUUACAUUAAUAAUACCACUGCAAUCUGUACCUAAAAUAUCAUUUGAAACAAAAAAGGAAAAUGUAGAAGAAAAUGACACGGAAAAAGAACCUACAGAACUUAAUGAGGAACAUAAACAAGGCAAUGAUAUAAAAGUAGAGAAAGAUCCGAUUUUAAAGGAAGCUCCACAAAGAAGAUCUUUCAUGGCCCACAGAGAAGUUCUUGAAGAAAUUCCAGAAGUGGAUGUCGAGUACGAAACCCAGAGAGAUUCAAAUGAGGGCUUAGAAGAGAUUUUAGAAGAAGAAGACGAGUUAGAAGAAGAAAUGGAGGAAAGGGAAGACGAAGAAUUAGAAAUCAUUGAAGAGGAGCAAGGAGAGGACGAUGAAGGCCCAGAAGGACAUCAAUAUGUGACUCGCUCAUUCUCAGGGGAUAAUGAUCAGGAUAUAGAUGAAUGGGAAUGGACCAAUGAUGGAAAUGAUAGAGGAAGUCAACACUAUCGAUACAGCAGAUAAAUGAUAUGAUGAAAUAUAUUUUUUAAAUACAAAAAUAA
Molecule: messenger RNA, 3865 nt
Organism: Bicyclus anynana (squinting bush brown)
Lineage: Eukaryota; Metazoa; Arthropoda; Insecta; Lepidoptera; Nymphalidae
Product: nose resistant to fluoxetine protein 6
Exons: 12
Coding region: 201-3827 (1208 amino acids)
Source: RefSeq, a predicted model, not a curated record